GAAAGGCUGCUAGCACGCCAUAUACCAACUGAAUCGAAAUGAGCUCAUACACAGAACUAACGCCAGAAAGAGUAUAUAAGGAACAAGAUCGAACUCGAACUUGAUCAGGACUACAUGGACUAGUGACCCGGAGAACACCACCUACGAAUCAACCACCUACCAACUGAAUCAAAAUGAGCUCAUACACAGAACUAACGCCAGAAAGGGUAUAUAAGGAACAAGAUCGAACUCGAACUUGAUCAGGACUACAUGGACUAGUGACCCGGAGAACACCACCUACGAAUCAACCACCUAGCAACUGAAUCAAAAUGAGCUCAUACACAGAACUAACGCCAGAAAGGGUAUAUAAGGAACAAGAUCGAACUCGAACUUGAUCAGGACUACAUGGACUAGUGACCCGGAGAACACCACCUACGAAUCAACCACCUACCAACUGAAUCAAAAUGAGCUCAUACACAGAACUAACGCCAGAAAGGGUAUAUAAGGAACAAGAUCGAACUCGAACUUGAUCAGGACUACAUGGACUAGUGACCCGGAGAACACCACCUACGAAUCAACCACCUACCAACUGAAUCAAAAUGAGCUCAUACACAGAACUAACGCCAGAAAGGGUAUAUAAGGAACAAGAUCGAACUCGAACUUGAUCAGGACUACAUGGACUAGUGACCCGGAGAACACCACCUACGAAUCAACCACCUACCAACUGAAUCAAAAUGAGCUCAUACACAGAACUAACGCCAGAAAGGGUAUAUAAGGAACAAGAUCGAACUCGAACUUGAUCAGGACUACAUGGACUAGUGACCCGGAGAACACCACCUACGAAUCAACCACCUACCAACUGAAUCAAAAUGAGCUCAUACACAGAACUAACGCCAGAAAGGGUAUAUAAGGAACAAGAUCGAACUCGAACUUGAUCAGGACUACAUGGACUAGUGACCCGGAGAACACCACCUACGAAUCAACCACCUACCAACUGAAUCAAAAUGAGCUCAUACACAGAACUAACGCCAGAAAGGGUAUAUAAGGAACAAGAUCGAACUCGAACUUGAUCAGGACUACAUGGACUAGUGACCCGGAGAACACCACCUACGAAUCAACCACCUACCAACUGAAUCAAAAUGAGCUCAUACACAGAACUAACGCCAGAAAGGGUAUAUAAGGAACAAGAUCGAACUCGAACUUGAUCAGGACUACAUGGACUAAUGGUCUGGACCACCUACGAUAUUGUACUCAAAAUUUGAAUUGAAAAGUUCGGGUUACAGGCGGAACGGCCAAAACAAAAGCACUGGUAGGCGAAAAGCUUUGGAGCAAAGCUCGCGUGUCUAUGCGCAGUGAAACCGUUAGCCGAAUCGGAUCGAAACGAAUCGGAAUCACUCAGUCACUCUCAACUCACGCAACACACAGGGUGGGUGGAAAAUCGUCGGGCGGAGCAGUCGAGAAUCUGGACGAGAAUCGACCGACCAAGUGGCGCUAAGGAAGGCAGGCUACUAAGGCUAAGGCUAGUAAGGCAUCCGGUUAUCACACCACCGAAUAUCUCGCGAUUUCUUCAGCCAAAGUCCCGCAGCAGCGACGUGUAUAUCUAGUAUACAUCAUCAUCAUCAUGUUAUUUAUGUGUCACCAAAAGGUUAUGAAGAAGGAGGCCGAGGAGAAGCUCAAAGCUGAGGAGCUCCGUAGGGCACGAGCCGCUGCUGAAAUCCCCAUCAUCUGGAUCUUGGGCGGACCUGGGUGCGGCAAGGGCACUCAGUGCGCCAAAAUCGUGGAAAAAUACGGAUUCACACAUCUGAGCAGCGGCGACUUGCUGCGCAAUGAGGUGGCUUCUGGAUCGGACAAGGGUCGCAAGCUGCAGGCGGUCAUGGCCAGCGGUGGCUUGGUGUCCAACGACGAGGUGCUGUCCCUGCUGAACGACGCCAUCGUGCGGGCCAAGGGCAGCUCGAAGGGAUUCCUCAUCGAUGGAUAUCCGCGGGAGAAGAACCAGGGCAUUGAGUUCGAGUUGCGCGUUGCUCCCGCCGAUCUGGCGCUGUACUUUGAGUGCUCCGAGGACACGAUGGUGCAGCGCAUCAUGGCUCGUGCCGCAGCUUCGUCUGUGAAACGGGACGAUGACAACGAGAAGACCAUUAGGGCUCGCCUCCUGACCUUCCGGCAGAAUACCAAUGCUAUCCUGGAAUGUUACGAGCCCAAGACCCUGACGAUCAAUGCCGAGCGUGACGUGGACGAUAUCUUUCUGGAAGUCGUCCAGGCCAUUGACUGUGUGCUGAAGAAAAAGCAGCAGAACGCCGCCCAGUGCUAGUUGAAUACUCAUCCAUUUGGAAACCGGUACCAAAGUCAACAUUUUCAGUGCACUUUUUAGAGCGAAUCACACAAUCUCAGAGCUGAGCACAAAUGAAAGCGAAACACCAAAUAAAUUAGUCUAAAUCUAUAUUAUGUUACCCAUAUUUAAUGGCAUUAUUCUUCAAUCAAUUGCAAGCAAUAAUUGAUCUAGUGCUUUAAAUAAAUUUACACAUACAAAUGGAAUGUUUAGAAACAA
Messenger RNA from Drosophila erecta, 2524 nucleotides. RefSeq names its product adenylate kinase isoenzyme 1 (gene Ak1). Gene Ontology annotation, cellular component: cytoplasm; cytosol. Lineage: Eukaryota; Metazoa; Arthropoda; Insecta; Diptera; Drosophilidae. Gene Ontology annotation, biological process: ATP metabolic process; nucleoside triphosphate biosynthetic process. Gene Ontology annotation, molecular function: ATP binding; AMP kinase activity. The transcript is spliced from 14 exons. The record is from RefSeq and is a predicted model, not a curated record. Bases 1601 to 2287 code for a protein of 228 amino acids.